This is a messenger RNA of Akanthomyces muscarius, 1167 nucleotides long. RefSeq lists its product as uncharacterized. The record is from RefSeq and is a predicted model, not a curated record. Lineage: Eukaryota; Fungi; Ascomycota; Sordariomycetes; Hypocreales; Cordycipitaceae. The coding region runs from base 1 to 1167 and encodes 388 amino acids. The transcript is spliced from 3 exons.
AUGUACCAACCUUGCCCCAAGCCUCGCACCGGCAAGGCCACCGCCCUCAAAGUGGCCGCCGCUGUUGGCAUCCUGGCCCUAACCGGCAUUGCAGGCGUUGCCGUUGCCUCUCGAUGCGGCUAUGCCCUUCAUUCCCAGGAUCCUGCCUCCGCCGCACGGGUCCAGUUCCGCGGCGAGCAGCUCCCUGCCAUUCUCCGCCGCGAGAACUCGGACGAGUCGAUCCCUGGCCUCCAGCCGUACGACUACUCUGUCCCAGUCGGCGUCGAGAUGAGCGGCUCUGUUGCCUCUGGUGAUGACGCUGCCCGGGCCACGGGCGACGAUGCCACAAACGGGACCACCGCUUCCACUGGCGUCAGCGUUCCCAUCAUGACUCCGACUUCUCUUAGCACCGGCUACACCGUCCCUGGCUUGGAGCUCAACACCACGCAGACGUCCACCACGACCCUGAGCACUGACGUUGUGAUCAUCCCCAGUGAGACGCACACCUGCACCUCUCUCGAAGAGACUGUCGUUGUCACUGUGACCGCCCUCCCCAAGCAGUCGCAGCCGCCUGCCUAUGGUACCCUGCCCGACGAUUCCACCGUCACCGGUACUCCCGCCACCGUCACGGAUGUGCAGACGGACGUCUCCUACACCAGCGACGCUCCCGAUGCUACCGUCACCGGUACUCCCGCCACCGUCACCGACGUACAAACGGACACGCGCUUCACCAGCGGUGCUCCAGACGCCACCGUCUCGGGCGAGCCCGCCACCGUUACCAGCGUCAUCACCAACACGGUCGGCGAACCCAUGACGACCUUGACCUUCACCAGCAUCAACACCGUCAUCGUCACCGUCAGCACCACCGUCACCCGCAGCCGCAGCAGCAGCGUCGACGUCGACUCGUCUGUCCUGGACACCACCACCUCAUCCAGCGAGCCCGUCACAACCACGCACACCGAGACGGUCACCGUCAUCGGUGGAGCGCCAGUGACGAGCACCACUACUGUCGAGCUUCCGCAGCCGUAUGGUGACGACUACCCUACCUCAUACGGGACUGGUCUGCCCAUCAAUGCCACCGCCAGCCCAACUUACGUUCCUCCUGUUGUCUCUGCGGGCACGGAGGGUGGUGGUCGCUCUGUGGCCUACCUCUUCAUUGCCGCUGUGGCCGCUGUGUACCUUUUCUAA